AUGUCCGGCGGGCAGGACGCUCUGCCCGGGCCGUCCCGCCCCGUCCCCAUCCCCGCCGUGUCGCCUCACUCUCGUCCCACCCCGCUCUCCGCCCGCCCCGCGCUUGCGAACCCGGGCCGGGAGUUGUUGUUCCUGUGUGCAGCAUUUUCCCAUGGAGCAGCUUCCUUCCCGUGGCUGUUUGAGCACGUGGUGGAGGGCGAGUCGUGGGGUCGUGGCUGGGCGGGAGGCGCCGCCGCGCGGCAGAUGGGCGCGGGCGUGGGCGCAGCGCGUUCCGCUCGGGCGGGCGAAGACGGGCGAUGGGCCGGUGGCGGGCGGGCGGGCGGGCGGGCGCCCCUGUGCCAGAUAGCGCCUCCCCGAAGAUAUACGGGCGCUUCAUCCGGCACGACUUCGCGGCGUUGCAGAGAACAAUUCCUGAAGGGCCGAGGAGCCGGCGUGAGUUCUCGAACUGCUGCCGGCCCAUUUCCAGCUUCGAGAAACUUCUUCUCCACUCAGUCGUCUCCGUCCUCAGUGACGUCCGAGUGCAGGCGUUUCGCGCGCGAACUGUACGAGCGCUGCAACACGUGCGCCGAGGGCCAGCGUAGGGCAGCGCUGCGCGCGUGGAGACGGAGCCCUGGCGCCAGCCCGCUCCCCGGAAGCAGGUGGCUCCGCGCCAGGGGGAUGGCACGGACGGGCGCCAUCCGCACUUUGUGCUUGGACCGGCCGCGUGUGAUGUAA
Messenger RNA from Gryllus bimaculatus (two-spotted cricket), 714 nucleotides. The record is from the annotation of a GenBank genome assembly. Lineage: Eukaryota; Metazoa; Arthropoda; Insecta; Orthoptera; Gryllidae.